Molecule: messenger RNA, 2525 nt
Organism: Gambusia affinis (western mosquitofish)
Lineage: Eukaryota; Metazoa; Chordata; Actinopteri; Cyprinodontiformes; Poeciliidae
Gene: ccdc93
Product: coiled-coil domain containing 93
Exons: 25
Coding region: 404-2056 (550 amino acids)
Biological process (GO): Golgi to plasma membrane transport
Source: RefSeq, a predicted model, not a curated record
GCCUGAUCGUAACAAGAGCAAAAGUGUCGCAAAAAUGUUUCCGUCUCUUUGUAAACGUUCCUUCCUUGGGUUUUCUAAAGUCUCUUUCCACGAAGGAACUUCUCGAACCUACAGGCCACAUCAUCAGAUCUCUAUGAUCAUGUGGCUGAUGGUUCUUCAGACUGAGGACGGUUUGCAGAACCAGAGAUGAGCUCAUGUUGAUGGACUUCCUGACCAGAGAGUGAGAACAGGAUCGAAGGUUGGAGCAGAGUACGACCAGGAAGGCCAGCUGAUCCAGGUGGAGAGCAGAGAAGACGAGGAACAAACCGUGAAGCUGGCAGAAAUCCUGGAGCUGCUGCUGGCUGCGGGUUACUUCCGGGCCCGCAUCAAAGGCCUGUCCCCAUUUGAUAAGGUUGUUGGUGGAAUGACCUGGUGCAUAACCACAUGUAACUUUGACAUAGAUGUGGAUCUACUCUUCCAGGAAAAUUCCACUAUUGGACAGAAAAUAGCCCUGACAGAGAAAAUUGUUUCUGUUUUACCAAAGAUGAAAUGUCCUCAUCGCCUGGAACCCCAUCAAAUCCAAGGCUUGGAUUUUAUUCACAUUUUCCCAGUGAUACAAUGGUUGGUGAAGCGAGCCAUAGAGACGAGAGAAGAGAUGGGGGAUUAUGUGAGAGCCUAUUCCAUUUCUCAGUUCCAGAAAAGCCAUUCCUUCCCUGAGGAUCAAGAACUUCUCAAGAGGAAAGACAACGCUGUGAAGGCCGUUCUGGAUGUAUUGGAAGUGUACAAACCUGAGAGAAAGUACAGAAGACAGAAAGAUGCAGAACUCCUCCUGGAUGAGGAGUCCAGGAUCCAUUUUACUCUGCUGGAGUAUGGCAGAAUGUGUGAAGCUAUGCUGAGAUAUGGACUAAAUAAGCAGUGUAAACAAAACAAGGAAGAUGAGGGGCGAGUCAGUGGGCCUCAGGCGAUGCCUGCCAGCAUUACAGAAGUGUUGGAAGAAGACAAGCUGCAGGCAGCAGAGGAGGGGAAGCUGACUGCGAGUGCUGUGGGUCAGAUAGUUGGACUCCAAUCAGAGGAGAUCAAACUGAUUGCCUCGGAGUACGCUGGAAAGCAGUUGAAACGUUCUUCAGAGGAGCGGUCAGAACGCUACGGUCCAGUGCAGCAGCACCGCCGGGCCGUCGCCUCACUGGACAAACAGAUCCAACAAAAAGCCGAGCAGUUGAAGGAGCUACAAGUAAAGCAUGCAGAGGUGAAAGCCCUCAAUGAAGUAGCAAAGAGGAAUCUGCUGGAGGCUACAGAACACUCAAUAAAACUGGAGACUGAGAUGAAGACACUAGAAGAGAUGGAGGAGCAAGCAGACAGUGGUCUGAUGGAGAAGCUCAGGACUUUGGUGACGAUGAAUGAGAACCUGAAGCAACAAGAGCAGCAGUUUCGGACACACUGCAGAGAAGAGAUGGUCCGUCUACAGCAGAACAUUGAAGAGCUGAAGUCAGCAUCAGGACAGGACACAGAGGAGGAGCAGGAGAGGAGGCAGCUAAUUGACCAACAGUACAAUUCAGAUAAAGAGAAGCUGCAAAAAGUCCGCCUGCUCAUGGCUCGCAGGAACCGUGAGAUCGCAAUCUUGCAGAGAAAGAUCGAUGAGGUGCCUAGCCGGGCGGAGCUGACCCAGUACCAGAAGAGAUUUAUUGAACUUUACAGCCAAGUUUCUGCUACCCACAAAGAGACCAAGCAGUUCUUCACUCUCUAUAACACCUUAGAUGAUAAGAAGGUCUACCUUGAGAAGGAGGUAAAUCUACUGAAUUCAAUUCAUGACAACUUUCAACAAGCCAUGUCGUCUGCAGCUGCCAGGGAUCAGUUCCUCAGACAGAUGGAGCAGAUAGUGGAGGGGAUCAAACAGAGUCGCAUCAAGAUGGAGAAGAAGAAACAAGAAAACAAAAUGAGAAGAGAUCAGUUGAAUGAUGAAUACCUGGAGCUGCUUGAUAAGCAGAGGCUCUACUUCAAGACUGUUAAAGAUUUUAAAGAGGAGUGCCGCAAAAAUGAGAUGCUGCUGUCCAAACUGAGAGCAAAAGGAGCUUCCUAGCUUUGUUCUACCUGCUGGCUCUGUGUUUUCUGAAGCUAGCCUGGAGCUUUAAUAUACAUUGAUUGAAGUGUGUGAGAUCACAGAACAUGGUUAUUUUAGUUCUGCUUCACAGGCCAGAAACCCAGUUUCUUCAUGGUGCCCAUCGCAGCAGAUUUGACCAUAAACGUGUCUUUUGGCUUUAGAACGUUUUGAUGGGAUCGAGGCCUUUAUAACAUAAUGAUUACAAAUGACCAACAUGAUUUCUGAUAUCUGUUUAGCCCGAGCUAUUGGUGUAUUAUAACAAGACUGAACUAAACACUAUUCCUGAUACUGAAUGCUUUCCCAAAGUCAACAAAAAAUCUUUGAUGCAUGUCUGUUCCUGCUUUAGGGCCUCAGAUCCUGUAGCCAUUGUUGCAAUACAAUUACAUCAUUGUAACUAGCUGUUGAUAAAAUAUUUUAUGUUGACAAUAAAAUAUUGGAAAACUUGAAA